AUGGCUCAAGCUGUGGCUGUUAUCUUUCGUCACCCACUCCGCUUCAUUCACUUCAGCUACGCAUUUGUCUGCCUUUUGCUCGUGGUGUUUCUGAGGCGCAUCCUGCUGCCACACUUUCCAUCUUAUCAAUCACUACGCAUUCAGACUCACCGCGCAUUCCUCUCUGCUGCUGCAACUACAUUUCCAGAUCUCCCGAGAAGGUUGCCCGUCGGGAAACUGGACCCGGCACGAGCUCGGGUCAUCUUGGAGCAACCAACUGCUUAUGUGAUCCCAGGGAGCCGUGAGCCCGCAGAAUUUCUCGAGACUAGAAUUGCUGAAGACAAGCGAUGUGUCGUACUGUAUGCUCAUGGAGGAGGCUACGCACGCGGAGAAGCGAGGAUGUACGUGGACUACAUGGAAAGAUGGAUCAAGGUCGCAAAUGAGCAAGGGCUUGGGCUCGUCUUUGUGUCCGUCGAGUACCCGCUGUCUACUGAAAGCGCCCAUCCUUCGCAAAAGCGAGCAUUCUUGCGUGCCUAUGAGAAUUUACUACAAUCAGGCGUCCCACCUGGGAAAGUUGUAUUCAUGGGCGACUCGGCCGGAGGUGGAUUAUCUAUACUCUCCGGCAUUGAGCUGUUGCGGCUGGGCUUGCCUCAGCCAGCGGCGACUGUAUUAAUCUCUCCAUGGAUGGACAUGGCUAUGACCGCGUACGAGGGGGGGAAUCUGGCGGUCGAGAGUGACUACUUCAUCAUGGCGAAUGAAGCCGUGGCCCCUCUCACCAGGCUGUUCUCCGGCGACUUCGCUCCAGCCUCUCCUGAGGUGAAUCCUCUGUCGCGGCAGCCAGAGGAAAUCUAUGGCCUGAGUCCCCAAUUGAUCCUUGCAGGUGCAGCCGAAUUCGCCUUGUACGACUCCAAAGCAUGGGCAAAGUUGUGUGAAGCAGCUAAAGUGCACCAUCAGCUUCAUGUAGAAUGGGGCCAGCUUCAUAUCUACGCUAUGGGAUCGAGAUGGAUAGAUCCUAUGAUUCGCAAACGAACAGACUUGAAGAUCAUUACUUGGAUUACAAAGCACUUGAAAUAG
Molecule: messenger RNA, 1053 nt
Organism: Fusarium fujikuroi IMI 58289
Lineage: Eukaryota; Fungi; Ascomycota; Sordariomycetes; Hypocreales; Nectriaceae
Exons: 3
Coding region: 1-1053 (350 amino acids)
Molecular function (GO): hydrolase activity
Source: RefSeq, a predicted model, not a curated record